This is a messenger RNA of Diversispora eburnea, 1089 nucleotides long. NCBI's taxonomy places the organism in Eukaryota, Fungi, Glomeromycota, Glomeromycetes, Diversisporales, Diversisporaceae. The record is from the annotation of a GenBank genome assembly.
AUGACUACACCUCACAAGUUAUGCAUGGUUCCAGGUCCCGUGGAAUUUCAUGAAGAUGUAUUAACUUCAAUGUCAACACCUGCCAAUUCACAUGUUUCACCUUCUUUUAUUCCUAUAUUUGGUGAAAGCAUUGAACUUUUACGUAAAUUAUUUUUCACAAAUAAAGGGCAACCUUUUAUUGUUUCUGGUUCAGGAACAUUAGGAUGGGAUAUGGUCGCUUCUAAUUUGGUGGAACCUGGUGAAGAUGUUUUGGUGUUAAAUACCGGUUACUUUGGAGAUUCUUUUUACGAAUGUUUGAAGGUUUAUGGGGCAAAUGUUACUCAAGCCAAAGCUGAAAUUGGAGAUCAACUUUCUCUUAAAACUAUCGCUGAUAUUUUGAUUUCCAAGAAAUUCAAAGCGAUCACGAUUACUCAUGUUGAUACAUCGACUGGAGUACUCGUGGAUGUUAAAGCUAUUGCAGAAUUAGUAAAACAAAAAUCACCCGAUACAUUGAUUAUAGUUGAUGGUGUGUGUUCAGCCGGAGCAGAAGAAAUUCGUGUUGAUGAAUGGGGUUUGGAUGUUGUAUUAACGGCAAGUCAAAAGGCAUUAGGCGUUCCACCAGGAUUAUCAAUUGUGAUUGCUAGUGAAAGAGCGAUUGAAGUAUUCAAACAACGAAAAUCACCCAUCACAAGUUAUUAUGCUUCUUGGGCUCACUGGUUACCAAUCAUGAAUGCAUAUGAAUCCCGAAAAGGUGCUUAUUUUGCUACUCCACCUGUGCAGUUAAUUUAUGCUCUGAAUACAAGUUUAAAACAAAUUACUUCAAUUUCACUUGAGACACGCUUUCAACAACAUAAAGAAGCAAGUAAUCAUGUUAAAGAUGCUAUUGAAGCUAUGGGAUUAAAAUUUGUAGGAAUUCAAGCUCUAGAUCUUCUUCCUAAAGUUGCAGGGCGUGAUAUUUUAAUUGCAGGUGGUUUACAUAAAUCAAUUGCUUCCAAAUACUUUAGAAUUGGUCAUAUGGGUAUUAGUGUUACAGAACCUAAUCGAAGACAUAUAGAUAAAACUAUUGAAUCAUUAGAAAUAAGUUUGAAAGAAUUAGGAUAUAAAAAAUAA